AUGAGUUUUCCAAAUGAAUCCAUGCCUGAUUCUCCUCAGAGAAAGAUUGGAAGGGGAAAGAUUGAGAUCAAGAGGAUCGAAAACACAACGAAUCGUCAAGUUACCUUCUGCAAACGUAGAAAUGGCUUGCUUAAGAAGGCAUAUGAGUUAUCUGUGCUUUGUGAUGCAGAAGUUGCUCUUAUAGUCUUCUCGACUCGUGGCCGUCUCUACGAAUAUGCAAAUAACAGUGUGAAAGCAUCUAUUGAGAGGUAUAAGAAAGCAUGUUCUGAUACUUCUGGUGCUAAAUCAGCUUCUGAGACUAAUGCUCAGUAUUAUCAGCAAGAAGCUGCGAAACUGCGAGUGCAAAUCAGUAAUUUGCAGAAUCAUAACAGGCAAAUGAUGGGUGAAGCUUUGAGCAAUAUGAAUGGUAAGGAACUCAGAAACCUUGAGAGUAAAUUAGAAAAAGGAAUUAGUCGAAUUCGUUCCAAGAAGAAUGAAAUGCUAUUUGCAGAAAUUGAGUACAUGCAGAAGAGGGAGAUAGAGUUGCAUAAUAGCAAUCAGGCUCUUAGAGCAAAGAUCUCGGAAAAUGAUCAGAGGAACAACCAUAAUGUUAAUGUGUUGCAUGGAGGCACAAACUUUGAAUGUAUCCAACCUCAGCAGCAAUUCGACUCUCGCAGUUACUUCCAAGUGAAUGAAUUACAACCUAAUAAUCAGUAUGCCAGACAGGACCAGAUGUCUCUUCAAUUUGUUUGA
Molecule: messenger RNA, 732 nt
Organism: Lathyrus sativus (Indian pea)
Lineage: Eukaryota; Viridiplantae; Streptophyta; Magnoliopsida; Fabales; Fabaceae
Source: the annotation of a GenBank genome assembly